UCUACAACCACCUGCUCCCCAGCCACGUGUGUUGAGUUUGAACAACACAGCACGCACAGCGCACAGAGCACACAGAGCACCGCGCACAUCGCAUCGCACCAGCGCAAGCCAAGAUGGAGGCUGUUGACAAGCUUGACGAAGCACUGCAACGGGUGGACCCGAUUGUGCGAGAACUCACAGCUGCAGAUCCUGCAGAGCUGAGAUCAAGGCUCACCGCUGUGGAGUCUGCCAAGAUGGAUCUCAUGACAGCAUACACAAUGAACUCCCUCUUCUGGAUGUUCUUGAGUUCGCGAGGCAUCGACCCAAAGACACACCCCGUUCGCAAGGAGCUUGAUCGUAUCAAGGAGUACAUGGCUCGCGUACAAAAGGCCGAGAACCCAGACGCCCGCGACGAGGCCCAACCAUCUGUGAACAAGGCGGCUGCCAAGCGGUUUGUCAAGGCCGCGCUGAGCAACGCCGGCGACAACACCGGGCAGGAAGAGCAGACGGCGAAGAAAGCAAAACACAGCAAACAAGCUGGAACACCAAAGUCAGCGUCGAAGAAGAAGAAAAAGAAGAAGAGCAAGAAGAGCGACUAAUGUCUGCGCAGUUGUUAACCUGCGUGCACGUGUCUGUCUGUCUGUUUGUUUUGUGUGUCUGUCUGUGUGUCUGCAUGCGUGUGCACAUGUACGCACGUGUGUGUGUGGCCUUGGUGUUUGUGUGCGUGCGUGUCCGUGCAUGUGUGCGUCGUUCGUUGUACCUGUGAAUGUGUCUUGCAUUCUGUGUGGUGGGCUGUUCCCACCUCGUUGCGAUACCAGCUCCACUGUGUGUCUGUUUAUCGGUGUUGCUUGCAUUGUUGAUGUGAAGAAGAAUAUCGUGCCCAACAACGCACUGCUAGUACAAUUUGAACAUAAACAGCCACGUCUCUCAUA
This is a messenger RNA of Salpingoeca rosetta, 911 nucleotides long. RefSeq lists its product as uncharacterized. Gene Ontology annotation, molecular function: DNA binding; RNA binding. The coding region runs from base 114 to 578 and encodes 154 amino acids. The record is from RefSeq and is a predicted model, not a curated record. Gene Ontology annotation, cellular component: nucleolus; exosome (RNase complex). Gene Ontology annotation, biological process: maturation of 5.8S rRNA; regulation of gene expression. NCBI's taxonomy places the organism in Eukaryota, Choanoflagellata, Craspedida, Salpingoecidae. The transcript has 6 exons.